ACGUCGUAAUCAUUCGGCAGUUUCCGUGUUCCACGUAAGCAGGGAGAAACUCGGGAAGUCGAUAAGAAUGGCCCUAGUAGAACCUUGCAAUAAAUCUUUUCUAUUUUCUAAUUCUCUCUUCGAAAACAGACUACUCAACAUGGAAAAGUGGUUCUUUUAUGGGGUCAGAAACCCCUUCUGCCAUUCUACAAGGUCUACAUAGUUUGUUUCGAUUCGCGUUAACCUCUGUGACAUUUGUUUACCAAAUUCCAAACUUUCUCAGACAUCUCUCAAACUGCUUGUUAUAGCCACCUGAAGAUUAUAUCUGGUCACCAGAUAAUAUCUGGUGACAAUAUCCUGCUGUGUUAAAUGGAAGGUCGUCAGCGACGUCAUUCACUAGAGCUACGUUCCAAACAGAUUAAAGAGAAUUUACUUCUAUUGUUCUGCAGCAUAUUACAUGAGUAUGGUCCAUUAUCAGUGAACAGCAGUGAAUUUCAGCAGGUGUGGACAUCAAUUACUCCUGACCAACAGAAUAUUAUACAAUUUUCUGGGGGUUUGUCCAACUUUCUACUACAGUCCAAUAAUGUCUCUUUUAUUAAACCUGACAUUCUUUUCCUGAAGAAAGACAUUUCAGAAGACAGCCAAAUCACUGAACAACACCUGCAAACAGAUUCUGAUACAUCAAACCAUAUCCAAACAGCCAAACGUGAGUCUCUUUCACUGCAGAACAUUGUUUUCAAUGUUUUUGGAGAUGUCCUUACCCCAGACAAGAAUCAAAAAAAUACUCAGAACUGUCCCAGACAAACUGCUGUUUCGGUUACUGAGAGUGCGACACAAGAUAUUUGCAUUGAUGCCUUGAAAUCAGAAGAGCACAGUUCAAAUCAUCGCAACAAUUCACGAAAGAAGGCUUGGAAACGUGUAAAAAACAAGGAGGCUUCACCCACAAAACUCCAUGGCAACAGUCAGUCUCAGACAUGUAAAGAAAAACCUUUUUCAGAUGAAAGAACACUGAUUGAGUGUCAGCCAGGGUCUUCUAGAUGUGAUCCCUUGAUACCGUCCACAUAUAGCAUGGUAGCUGCCAAAAAUAUCCAAAGCAGAAAACCACCUGACUCUAUUGCGUUGAAUACUUCCAAGAAAACAGUAAAGGUGCCACCAGAUUUGACAGCUUCUGGCAGCAGAGGUGAAAUACCAUUGUGUUCGAUUUGCCAUGACACUUUACACAAUGAUAAAAUAAAUAAACUGCAAUGUGGCCAUAGUUAUCACGACCUGGUGUUGUUGCCUGACACCUUGAGGUGUUGUUGUCUGAUACCAUCUCUUUAUAUAUAACACAGUCUGUCUCUGACUCACUCCAUUCAAAGAUAACAUCUAAUGUCUGAGUGGAAUCAAGACAUUAAACAUUGUGACUGUCACAAAGUGGAGCUAUGCCAUUCAUGGAAAAAUGACUCAUGCAGCCCCUGUGAUUCCUGGUUGUAGUUAUUUUACACUACAUGUUUCACUAAGGACGCUAAGAAGAAAGCAUCAACAUCCGAACUUCCCAUUUAUUUCUACUCUCAAAAGAACAGAGACCCUCAACCUGCUACUAUCAAUGGUUUGGAGAAAAUGAAAUUUGGUAAGCUGACUUGUGACCGACACAUGCAGCAUAGAUAAAACUAGUUGCCCCAGGGUAACACACAUGCUAUCAUGUCCAGUAGCUGAGAUUUCUUAUAGUACGACUGUUAGGGAACCAACGAUCCACCAAGAAGCUACACAUGUAUAUACUCCCAUUUAAGAUUGUCUAACAUUGUUCACCAAGAAUUGUUAUUGUUUUACACACACAAAGACACAGACGGACAAAUAAACACAUGCACACACACAUACAACCCCCCCCCCCACUUCACUUUGUGUAGCUCCCCAAUUUUAUGCUUGUGUGGUACUCUGUUGCUAUGUUCUCAUUUUGGUGUUUUGAAUUAGAUUAAAAAUCAUUUUAAAUUUCAAGUUCUAAGAUGAGAUUGCAGCAGAAACCGUAAUUAAUAAAACACACUAAUUACGAACUGAUUCUCAUCUGAUUGUCAAGGAAAGGAAGGUUAUUUAAAAUUUAACCUGGAAGUUAUAACUUACUCCCCCACAUACCUUUUCUUUUCCACAAGUAAUAUCUAGCCCUCUACUCUAGGUUCCCUACAUUCAUUAUAAUAAUUUUUUUCUAACAUUGGCAGAAGGUCAGAAACUGCAGGGGAGUGUGGUAGUCAAUUAGGUUAAUUUCUCUAUGUAUUUUAUCAACAUCGGAAAGAUAAAAAGGUAGAGCUGAACUUGGUGGGAUUUGAACUCAGAACAUAAAGAACCAAAACAAAUACCACAAUGCUCCAACAAUUCUGCCAAUAACAAUUUCUUUCAUGGGAAGAAAACCAGGAAUUUGUAGAAGAUGAAGAGGUAUCAAGUGAAGUUUAUAGUUUUAGUGACUUAGUUAUAGGGAGGUAGGAUGAAAACUGUUAACCUGGCCCCUAAAACUGGUGGCAGGAACACAGAAAGUUAUGCUUAGACUGCUGACAUAUCCUACGUACCAACAGUCACACAGUGGACCCUACUAAAAACACCAAAGAGGAAGGUAGUUCUGAUACACCAGGUGACGGAUUAAGUCGACCACUUAAAAUUGAAUCGACACCAGUAUAUAACUGGUACUAAAUAAUGAUUGUAGAGAUAAUAAAAAUAAUAAUAGUAAUAAUAAUGACAAGUAAACGUUUUAGUGCUUUGUUCAGUUUAGCAGAACAAUGGCGGUGCUGUGCAUUUUUGUUUCACUUGGAAAGAAAUUUGGUUUCUUUAAAAACAUCAGAAUAUAUCAACACUGUAAGAUAUAAAAGUUGGCUUUAUAUAUAUAUAUGUGUGUGUGUGUGUGUGUGUGUGUAUGUAUAUAUA
This is a messenger RNA of Octopus bimaculoides (California two-spot octopus), 2868 nucleotides long. RefSeq lists its product as uncharacterized. NCBI's taxonomy places the organism in Eukaryota, Metazoa, Mollusca, Cephalopoda, Octopoda, Octopodidae. The record is from RefSeq and is a predicted model, not a curated record.